Molecule: messenger RNA, 4265 nt
Organism: Nannospalax galili (Upper Galilee mountains blind mole rat)
Lineage: Eukaryota; Metazoa; Chordata; Mammalia; Rodentia; Spalacidae
Gene: Mov10l1
Product: Mov10 like RISC complex RNA helicase 1
Exons: 26
Coding region: 22-3579 (1185 amino acids)
Molecular function (GO): helicase activity
Source: RefSeq, a predicted model, not a curated record
GCCGCGGAGGCCGACUAGGCCAUGCUGCGCCUCGCGGCCAAGCUGGUGGCCUUCUUUUGGAGGAGAGAGGACGUUCCUGAGGAGGAGGUCAGGCAGUCGGGGCAGGAGCUGCUGGAAGGUGACACCAGGUUGAAAACUGUACAGGGUGUUGUGACAAGAUAUUGCACUGAUUAUGGCAUGAUUGAUGAUUUGAUCUACUUUUCCAAUGAUGUUGUGAGUAGCAAAGUGCUUCUGAAUGUUGGACAGGAAGUUAUUGCAGUUGUGGAAGAAAAUAAAGUGUCAAAUGGACUGAAAGCAAUCAGGGUCGAAGCCGUCUCUGACAAGUGGGAGGACGACGACAAAAACUCUUGCAGAGGGUUGUCGGACUCCAGCCCCCGAGUGCUGAUUGGCUGUGUGACUUCCCUGUUGGAAGGUGCUGGCUACAUUAAUCAGACCACAUAUUUCUCGCUGGAGAGUGUAUGUGAAGGUUUCCAGCCAUGCAAAGGAGACUGGGUAGAGGCUGAGUACUGGAUCAGGCCAGAGACAUGGAGCAGUGAGGCACUCUCAGUGAAGCCACUGAGGUACAAGCGUGUAGACAAGGUUUGCAUUUCCAGCCUGUGUGGGAGGAACGGGGUGAUAGAGGACAGCAUCUUCUUCAGCCUGGACUCCCUGAAGCUUCCUGAAGGGUACAUACCGAGGAGACAUGACAUUGUCAAUGCCGUGGUGGUGGAGAGCAGCCAGUCAUGCUACAUCUGGAGAGCACUGUGCAUGACCCCCAUGAGGAGAGAUGCUGCUACUAUUGGUGAGGCCCCUGAGGAGCCCUACAGAACCCUCUUACUGAAAAACAAAGGUGAUGUUGAAGUUACAAGGAUGACAAAUUUUGGAACACUGAAGGAAGGAGAAAGUAAAACUAUGGUCAUCUGGAUAGAGAAUAAAGGAGAGAUUUCCCAAGACCUUAUCAGUUGCAGACUGGCUGGCUGGGAUAAAGCUCAGCAAUUUAGAUUUGAGGCACAGGGGAAAUGUCAGGCCUACUCAGAGGUAUCUUUUGUUUCUGUUCCUGAAAAGGAGAAACAUUUUUCAGAUGAAAAUGUUAAUUCAUUGAAUAAUCACAAAAAAGACAAAACCAAUGAGAUGCCAGAGAGCAGUUUGGUGAACAACACAGAAGUCUCUCCAGGUCAUUCUCCAGAUGACUGCGCUUGUAAAGGAGAAAAUAGAGAAAAAGGAAACACCACAUCAAAGAAUCAAGAGGCUGAACCUGGGGGGCUUAUCCCUCCAGGGGAGAAGACUUUCAUUGUGGUUACAUGUGAUGCCAGAAACCCUGGCCGUUGCAAGGAGCUCCUUCUGCUUUGCUUUUCUGACUUUCUCAUUGGGCGAUACCUUGAAGUGAAUGUUGUGAGCAGUGAGGAGGCACUGAUAGCUGUGCGUGAGCCAUUUUCUUGGAAAAAGCCUAAAAGCUCCCAAACAAUAGUGUCUGCGAAAACUACAGUUGUUGUCACCACACAGAAAAGGAACUCAAGACGACAACUUCCAAGUUUUCUUCCACAAUAUCCAAUACCAGAUAGACUGAAAAAAUGUGUGGAACAGAAAAUUGACAUCCUCACUUUCCAACCACUUCUUGCAGAGCUUUUGAACAUGUCAAACUACAAGGAGAAGUUCUCCACUCUGCUAUGGCUUGAGGAGAUCCAUUCGGAAAUGGAACUGAAGGAGUACAACAUGAGUGGAGUUGUCCUGAAAAGGAAGGGGGAUCUGCUGGUGCUGGAGGUCCCAGGGCUUGCUGAGAGCAGACCUUCCCUCUAUGCAGGUGACAAAUUGAUUUUAAAAUCUCAAGAAUACAAUGGACAUGUCAUUGAAUACAUCGGCUACGUCAUGGAGAUUCAUGAAGAAGAUGUAACUCUUAAACUUAAUCCAGGAUUUGAACAAAUGUACAACUUUGAACCUCUGGAUGUGGAGUUUACAUACAAUAGGACCACAAGCAGACGGUGUCACUAUGCACUUGAACAAGUUAUCCACUUAGGUGUAAAAGUAUUGUUCCCAGAAGAAAUCAUUUUACAGUCUCCACAGGUGACAACAAGUUGGAGCCUUACACAGGACACCAAAAGUGAAGGACAGUCCAUCACCAAGAACAAGAAAACCAUGAAGGACCAAACUAAGCACACCACAAAGGAGAGGCCUGUGGGCACCACAGAUCUGCCAGGAUUGGCUGCCUAUACUGCAGACACUAUGGAUGAGACUCAGAUCCCUAAAGCAAGAGAUAAGGAGUUCUUUAAUCCAGUGCUAAAUGAAAACCAGAAGCUAGCCGUUAGAAGAAUUCUGAGUGGUGACUGCAGACCACUCCCGUACAUUCUCUUUGGACCUCCUGGAACUGGGAAGACUGUGACAAUAAUUGAGGCUGUUUUACAAGUACAUUAUGCUUUGCCAGACAGUCGGAUUUUGGUCUGCGCUCCUUCCAACAGUGCUGCUGACCUUGUAUGUUUGCGACUUCAUGAGAGCAAGGUGCUAAAGCCAGCUGCCAUGGUCAGGGUGAAUGCUACCUGCAGGUUUGAAGAGACUAUCAUUGAGGCCAUCAAACCGUAUUGCAGAGAUGGAGAAGAUAUCUGGAGAGCCUCACGUUUCAGGAUAAUAAUUACCACUUGCAGCAGUGCAGGGCUGUUUUACCAGAUAGGAGUGAGAGUUGGAUACUUCACACAUGUAUUUGUGGACGAAGCAGGGCAGGCAAGUGAGCCAGAAUGCCUUAUUCCUCUGGGAUUGAUUUCAGACAUCAAUGGCCAGAUUGUGCUUGCCGGAGACCCCAUGCAGCUUGGCCCAGUCAUCAAGUCCAGGCUGGCCAUGGCCUAUGGGCUGAACGUGUCCAUGUUAGAGAGAUUGAUGUCCAGACCAGCGUACCUGAGAGAUGAGAAUGCCUUUGGUGCUUGUGGUGCAUACAACCCUCUGUUGGUCACAAAACUGGUGAAGAACUACAGGUCCCAUUCGGCACUGCUUGCACUGCCCUCUCGUCUAUUCUAUCAUAGGGAGCUUGAGGUUUGUGCUGACCCCAGAGUGGUGACCUCACUGCUGGGCUGGGAGAAGCUGCCUAAGAAAGGUUUUCCUCUCAUCUUCCACGGGGUAAGGGGCGAUGAAGCACGUGAAGGGAGAAGCCCAUCAUGGUUCAGCCCAGCUGAGGCCGUCCAGGUGAUGCGCUACUGUUGCCUCCUGGCCCGGAGUGUCUCCAGCCAGGUGUCUUCCAAGGACAUCGGUGUCAUCACACCCUAUCGAAAGCAGGUAGAGAAAAUAAAAAUCCUUCUGCGAAAUGUUGAUUUGACUGACAUAAAGGUUGGCUCUGUAGAGGAGUUUCAGGGACAAGAGUACUUGGUCAUUGUCAUUUCAACUGUCCGGUCAAAUGAAGAUAGAUUUGAAGACGACCGUUAUUUUUUGGGUUUCUUGUCUAAUUCAAAAAGAUUUAACGUUGCAAUUACAAGACCCAAAGCCUUGCUGAUUGUUCUGGGAAACCCUCAUGUGCUUGUCAGAGAUCCCUGCUUUGGAGCUUUGUUGGAAUACAGUGUUACCAAUGGUGUUUAUACAGGGUGUGAUCUACCUCCUGAACUGCAGGCUCUGCAAAAGUGAGCGCUCCUGGUGUCUUCCUAAAAGAAGGGCUGGCUUUAAGACUCCCCCAGCCCUUCCACACAGGCUCUCCCUCGGGGCCCCACACAUCCCACCCACUACAGCCUGAGGACCAGCCUUACUUCUUUGGCUCUUCUUCCCCUGAGCUAUAGCAGCCACUCUUUCCUGGACAUUAGUGGGUCAGUGUGACCCUUGUGUGCCCAAACAGGUACCCCUUGUAAAAGUGCCAUGGAGGAAAGAAUGUGGUUGUCAGCCCUCUGUGGGAACCAAAUUCCAUGUGGUCACCUCUCCCCUCCAGCUAUGGUUAGACAGCACUGUCAGGAUCUGUUGGACACAAAACUUAACACACAGCAGCCAACAGGGAGACUGUGUGCCUCGCCCCGUGGACCCCUAAGCCCAGCCAUACUCCUGUCAGUCCUGUGACUCCCAGAGCUCCCUUGUCUCAAUGCUGUGGGUGUUGGAAAGGGUAGGACCACUGGGUCACUGUAAUGCUCCUGUUCCUGUGCAUGGACCUUGGUUCACAAGUUUGUUUUUGCCAGUGGGCUGUCACUGCCACUACCCUGCCUCCAAAUAAAUAUUCCAGUAACCCCAGACCCCUUUCUGUCUCAAAAUGUGCCUACAUCAGUGAUAAGGGUUUUGUGUAGCUUUUACCUCUGAUGGCUGCAGUCUUUGGAACUGGUUCUGUCAUU